Molecule: messenger RNA, 735 nt
Organism: Paracoccidioides lutzii Pb01
Exons: 2
Coding region: 1-735 (244 amino acids)
Biological process (GO): protein phosphorylation; regulation of mRNA processing; spliceosomal complex assembly
Molecular function (GO): ATP binding; protein kinase activity
Source: RefSeq, a predicted model, not a curated record
AUGAUGUUCUCUCAACUAAUGUCUCCCCUCACAUUUCCAAGCUCUGGGUUUGACUUGACUGAUGCCUCUGAAAAUAUUGAGGAAGAAACCCUUCCGACAUAUAAGGCAGAAAAGUAUUACCCAGCUCAAAUAGGUGAAAUUUUCAAUGACAGAUAUCAAAUUGUUGGGAAACUAGGAUAUGGAGUGACAUCAACUGUAUGGCUCUGUCGUGAUCUACAUGAGCCUCGACAUGUUGUACUGAAGUUUUGUGUUUCCUCCUCCAAGCCAAACCAUGAGAUUAGAAUCUACAGUCAUCUCAAUUCUGUUCAAUCUCAAUCUGGCCAUCCCGGCAAAAAUCUCUUUCGACAACUAUAUGACUCAUUUGAAGUGAUUGGCCCAGAUGGCACUCAUGUGUGCCUUGUUCAACAACCAUUGGGAUUGAGUUUGGAACAGAUGCUUGACCUUCGGCCUACCAGGACUCUGACUAUACAACUUUUGAAACCUCCAUUACGACAAAUCCUGGGGGGGCUUGACUUCCUACAUUCAGCCAACAUUGUGCAUACAGAUCUCCAAUCCAGAAACAUGCUCCUUGAGAUUGAUGAUGCUAAUGUGUUCUCAGUAUUUGAAGAGGCUGAGUUGAAACACCCCGCACCAAGAAAGAUCCUUGAUGAUCGCAUCAUUUACAAGAGCCGGCGGAUUCCCCGCACACGGUGCCUUCCUAUUAUAACAGAUUUUGGGCGAGGCCAGGUUCAAUGA